Molecule: messenger RNA, 1736 nt
Organism: Uloborus diversus
Lineage: Eukaryota; Metazoa; Arthropoda; Arachnida; Araneae; Uloboridae
Exons: 1
Coding region: 97-1293 (398 amino acids)
Biological process (GO): regulation of transcription by RNA polymerase II
Cellular component (GO): nucleus
Molecular function (GO): DNA-binding transcription factor activity, RNA polymerase II-specific; RNA polymerase II cis-regulatory region sequence-specific DNA binding
Source: RefSeq, a predicted model, not a curated record
GGUACUAGUGAAUCUGGAGAAAUUAUUGGAAAUAUUGAUGAUCCUUUAUUUACAUCAAGAAAAAAGUGCCAUAAAAAAAGGUUUGGAAAAGCUAGGAUGGUUAAUAAGAAUGUAAAAAAAGAUAUUAGUAAAAUGAUAUCUAACUCAAUAACUGUUGAAAAUAAAAGCCUUGAUUCCAGUAAAAGUAGAAAAAAAACUAAAUGUAGUUUGAUAAGCAAUCAUUCAGUAAUUUUUUCUAAAGUUUCACAUUGUCCUAAAGUUGCAUCAAUUGAGUUAGAGAGCACUUCUGAUGAAGAUGUUGUAUUUCAAGGAGUUUAUAAAUCAAAUAAUUUUUUAACUGGAAGUAAGGAGUAUACAUCUGAUGAAAUCUCAACAGCUUCUCAAAAGGACACACCCUUUAUCCCACAAAGUAAUGAAAUAGAAAAUUCAGGAAAGUCUUCAAAGUUUUGCAAUGCUGUAUUAAGUAAUGCUGAAAAAGAUGAUUUGUUUAGUGCUUUGGUUGACAAUUCUGUUGGAAAUGAUAAACUUCAGUCUGGUUCUAGUAGAGAAUUGGAAGAAAUUUUUGUUGAAGAAAAUUUUGCCAACAAAAAGUUCAACUUGGUUGACAAUUCUGUUGGAAACAAUAAACCUCAGUGUGAUUCUAGUAGAGAAUUGGAAGAAAGUUUUGUUGAAAACAAUUCUGCGAACAAAAAGUUCAACUCAAAUUUUGUCCUACCUAAACCAAGUAAAGUAAUGAAAAAAAGUUUUGAUUUUGUGCCUGAACCAGUAAAUUUUGAAGUUCCUGUGAUACACGAGAAUGAAAGUGUACUUACUCCUUCCGAGGAAGAUAUAAGGAGAUGGAAAAAAUUAGGUUUUAGUUGUAAAAAAGGACGAUGGACGACGCCAAAGGAGGAUGAGAUACUGAGAAGAAAUUAUAAGGAAUUUUCUGAAGAGUAUGGAAUCUGUGAUCCAGUUACAAUUUUUGGGAUUUAUAGUGAUCGUAAAAAAGACUGUUCCUUGUCAAAGUUUCUAAGAGCUAAACAUUUUUAUCUAAGAUUAGGUAAAAAUUUGAAUGAUAGAAAUUUGGCAUCUGUUUAUAAUAGAGCUAGGACUAUAUUCCACCCCUAUACUUUUAAUAUCGCAUGGAGCUCUGAGGAUAUUUUAAAAUUAAUAGACUUAUAUAAAACUUUUGGAAAUAAAUGGAAUAUAAUUAGCAAAGCGUUAAAAAAACAUAGUAAGCAUUGUCAGGCAUAUUUUUAUGGUUCAAUCAUAAAGAGUAAAAUAUAUGGUCCAAUGCUUGAAAAUAAACCCUAACUGAACCCUGAAAACCAUAAUUGUUAUAUUAUAAAAUUUAUAGUUUACAUCAUGAACUGGCAAUUGCUAGAUUGUUUCAUUUACUAUGAGUAUUAUCUUGUCAGAGGAGUUUAUUUUUUAUUCUGUUCAUUAGAGUUUUUUUAAUCAAUCAUUUAUUUAUAAAGUUUAUUUUUAGGCAUUGAUUUUGAUGAGAGUUCAAUUACUUGUAAUAAAAAACUGUCUAACUCCAAAUUUCUGAAAGAAAUUACUCGUGCAACUUGAUUUAAUUAAGCAAUUCUUUUGAAAAUCAAUAUUAAAUAUUUGAAAAAUUAACUUUGUAUAAACUACAAUAUACAAAAUAAUGGUUUUUGUAUGGUUUUGUUUUAAUAAAUUUUUGCUCAUUUGUCGGCUUUGUUUUCAUGUUACAGUUUGCUGUCAUCAUUUGUAAGAAGAAUAUUUAGUUG